This is a messenger RNA of Sarcophilus harrisii (Tasmanian devil), 4870 nucleotides long. It is a transcript of the gene PRDM16, whose product is annotated as PR/SET domain 16. Gene Ontology annotation, molecular function: protein binding. The coding region runs from base 37 to 3234 and encodes 1065 amino acids. NCBI's taxonomy places the organism in Eukaryota, Metazoa, Chordata, Mammalia, Dasyuromorphia, Dasyuridae. The transcript is spliced from 16 exons. The record is from RefSeq and is a predicted model, not a curated record. Gene Ontology annotation, cellular component: nucleus.
GGAGCACUCUGGGUGAAUCUGGCUUCGGGAGCUUGGAUGAGGAUGGGAGAAGAUGAGGAAGGAGUACAUGGGCAUAAAGGCAGAAGAACGAUGACUGGGAUUGCAGAUGAGCUGGGCAAUGAGAAGUUCUGUGUGGAGACUAACCAGACUGGAAAUGGGAACUGGCUGAAGUAUAUCCGGGUGGCCUGCUCCCGAGAUGACCAGAAUCUAGCCGUGUGUCAAAUUAAUGAGCAGAUUUAUUAUAAAGUCAUUAAGAACAUUGAACCUGGAGAAGAGCUAUUGUUGUACAUGAAGGAAGGGGCUUAUUCACUUGGGACUAUGCCGCCCAAUCUUGAAGAGGAUCGCACGUUCCGCUGUGAGGAAUGCGACGAGCUGUUCCAGUCCAAGUUAGAUCUGCGGCGGCAUAAGAAAUACACUUGCAAUUCUGUCAACACCCUCUAUGAGACCCUGAAUGAGGAGAUCAAGCAGGAGGGCGUCAGUGAUGGGCAGAUCCAUGAGUGCAAAGACUGUGAGAGGAUGUUUCCCAAUAAGUACAGCUUAGAACAACACAUGAUCAUCCACACGGAGGAACGGGAGUACAAGUGUGACCAGUGCCCCAAGGCCUUCAACUGGAAGUCCAACCUGAUUCGCCACCAGAUGUCCCAUGACAGUGGCAAGCGGUUUGAAUGUGAAAACUGUGUGAAGGUCUUUACGGACCCCAGUAACCUGCAGCGGCACAUCCGCUCCCAGCACGUGGGCGCCAGGGCUCACGCCUGCCCGGACUGUGGGAAAACCUUUGCCACCUCAUCUGGCCUCAAACAGCACAAGCACAUCCACAGCACGGUGAAACCUUUCAUAUGUGAGGUCUGCCACAAGUCUUACACGCAGUUCUCCAACCUCUGCCGCCACAAGCGGAUGCACGCGGACUGCCGGACCCAGAUCAAGUGCAAAGACUGUGGCCAGAUGUUCAGCACUACCUCCUCUCUCAACAAGCACCGCCGCUUCUGCGAGGGCAAGAACCAUUAUAACCCCGGGGGCAUCUUCGCCCCGGCCUUACCCCUGACGCCCGGCUCCAUGAUGGACAAGGCCAAGGCGGCCCCCAACCUCAACCACGCCGGCCUCGCUUUCAAUGACUACUUCCCCUCCAGGCCCCAUCCCGGGGGGCUGCCCUUCUCGGCCGGCCCUCCCGCCUUCCCCGGGCUCACUCCGGGCUUCCCGGGGAUUUUCCCUCCAUCCCUGUACCCCCGGCCGCCUCUGCUACCUCCCACCCCGCUGCUCAAGAGCCCUCUCAACCACACGAAGACGCGCUCCGAGCCCCCAAAACCCCGCUGCCCCUAUCUCGAGUCGAGCAAAGGCGCCGAGGGCAAAGCGGACUUCGGCGGCGGCGGCUCGGGGGCUCCCGGGGCCCCCAACAGCCUCGGCGAGGUUCCAGUCUUCUACUCCCAGCAUUCCUUCUUCCCUCCCCCCGAAGAGCAGCUGCUGCCCACGUCGGGAGCGGCCAACGAUUCCAUCAAGGCCAUCGCCUCCAUUGCCGAGAAGUACUUCGGGCCUGGCUUCAUGGGGAUGCAGGAGAAGAAGAUGGGCUCGCUCCCGUAUCAUUCCAUGUUCCCGUUUCAGUUCCUCCCCAACUUCCCCCACUCGCUCUACCCCUUCACGGACCGCACCCUGAACCACAACUUGCUGGUCAAAGCCGAACCAAAGUCGCCCCGAGAUCUCCACAAGGUGGGCAGCACCAGCUCCGAGUCCCCUUUUGAUCUCACCACCAAACCAAAAGAGAUGAAGCCCAUUUUGCCCACCCCCAAGAUGCUCCCCCAGGCCCAGGCUUCCGGAGAGGAGCAGCCUUUAGACUUGAGCAUUGGCAACCGGAUCCGGGCCAGCCAGAACGGAGGAAGGGAGCCCCGGAAAAACCACAUAUACGGGGAAAGGAAACUCCUUCCCAGUGAAAUGUUGCCCAAGAUCUCGCCAUCUCAGCUCCCUCAACAGCCUUCCCUGCACUACGCCAAGCCGUCACCUUUUUUCAUGGACCCAAUAUACAGGGUGGAGAAGCGGAAGGUGACUGACCCUGUGGGAGCCCUAAAGGAGAAGUAUCUGCGCCCAUCUCCUCUGCUGUUUCACCCCCAGAUGUCAGCCAUUGAAACCAUGACGGAGAAGCUGGAGGGCUUUGCGGGCAUGAAGACGGACACAGGAAGCUCCCUGCAGCCCCUCCCCCACCAUCCCUUCAGUUUUAGGUCCCCGCCCCCAACGCUGUCAGACCCCAUACUCCGGAAGGGCAAAGAACGUUACACGUGCAGGUACUGUGGUAAGAUCUUCCCUCGAUCAGCAAAUCUCACUCGACACCUUCGAACACAUACUGGGGAGCAGCCAUACAGGUGUAAAUACUGCGACCGGUCAUUCAGCAUUUCCUCCAAUCUCCAGCGGCACGUGAGAAAUAUCCACAACAAGGAGAAGCCUUUUAAAUGUCACCUGUGUAAUCGGUGUUUUGGACAACAGACCAACUUGGACAGACACCUGAAGAAGCAUGAACACGAGAACGUUCCAGUGAGCCAGCACGCGGGAGUCAUUACGAAUCACCUUGGGACCAGCGCUUCCUCCCCCAACUCAGAAUCAGACAACCAUGCACUUUUAGAUGAAAAAGAGGACUCAUAUUUCUCUGAAAUCAGAAACUUUAUUGCAAAUAGCGAGCUGAACCAAGCAUCAACUCUAAUGGAUAAAAGGCCAGAAAUUCAGGACAUCGAUAGCAAUUCUCAGUGCCAUGGGUUAACCAAUGAAAAGUCAGAGGACGUAGAUGAAGAGGAGGAAGAAUUGGAGGAGGAAGACGACGACAGCCUGACAGGGAAGUCCCAGGAUGAGACCGUCUCCCCCACCACCGAGCCUCAAGGAGCCUAUGAGGAUGAGGAGGAUGAAGAGCCCACAUCACUCAGCAUGAGCUUUGAUCACACAAGAAGGUGUAUGGAGGAGGAAGAAGCCGGCCUGUUAGAUUUGGAGCAGAUGCCGAAUUUUGGGAAGGGGCUGGAUCUCCGCAAAGCGGCUGAGGAAGCAUUUGAAGUUAAAGAUGUGUUUAAUUCCACCUUAGACUCUGAGGCAAUAAAACAAACUUUGUACAGGCAGGCUAAAAACCAGGCUUAUGCAAUGAUGCUUUCUCUUUCUGAGAAUGCUCCUCUUCACGCUUCCUCCCAGAAUUCUCUGGACGCUUGGUUGAACAUGACGGGAGCAGCAUCAGAGACGGGGGCCUUCAACUCCAUUAACCACCUCUGAGAGGUCACGGAGGCACUGGAGACAGAGUCCAGAGUGAGACGACUACCAUGCUAUUAAUGCCCCUUGCAGAAAUUCUGGACAACCGCAAGACAGAGCAGAGAUCCUCAGGGAAGUCUCUACGAUUUGGGCUGGGGAAACAUAAUUCUUCACCUGUGAUCUGCAACGCCUGAUUUUUUUUUUCCUAUUUUUGGUUUCCUUUUGUUUCGUUUUAUCUACCCACCGUAGCUUGUCUCUUGAUUUCUCAAACUGAACAUCAGAACCCAGAGAAUCCCUGAAGCAGUCCCAGGAUUUCACCAUCUCUAAGAAUAGUUUUUGGAAACACGGCUAAUCUGUGGCACAAUAAUAGCAGGUUAACAGCAGUCAAAGCCUAGUUCAUUAGAGUUGGGAAAUGGCAUUUCCCUAUCCCCUGCCUCCACCCCAGACCAACUAAUGUAGAAUUUUUCAUCUGAAAUUAAAGCCAUUUGGCCAUUUCAGGGGAUCUGAAUGGCACUUCUUAAGGGAAAAAGAUAAAUCUAGUUGGGGCUCUAAAGAGAUAGAUCGCUUUUCAAUUGUCAGAUUGCUGGGUUGUUUUUUUUUUUUUCAUAUAUAAUGAAAAGGACAGAAAUAACAUUUUUAGUAAUCUUGUUGCUACAGAUUCUCUUUGAGCUCGUAAAUUUUUUAAAGUAUUUUUAAGAAAUCUGAAAUUGCAAAUUGUUUUGUUUUUUUUAAAGUAGUUUUACAUUGAUUUGAAACUAUCCGCUCCCUCCUGGACAUUAACCAGCCCUCAAGCACAGCAUAGAGAUUGCAUGUGCUUUUUAAAUCCUUUAGGACAACCAUGGACUUUUUUUUCUCUCCCCUCCCCUCCCCUUUUUUUUCUCUCUCUGAUCCUGUUUGUCCACAUGGAAAAGUGAAAGUGAAGGCUCAUGGAGACCAUAGGUAAAAACGGAACUAGAAUAAAAAUUAAGGGCCUUCCUGAGCCAUCCUUAGACAUGGUGUCAUUGCAGAUAGGACUGCCCCAUGGUUGGGACUAAGAAAUGUGCCUGCCACUAAGUGACUUGUAGCUAAAACUAGGGAACCCCUAAUUUCGCCCAGUGGGAGGAGUCUCCUGGCAAUGCAUCCUUGGCGCCUAAAGUUCAGCAGUUUGGGCUGAUGUGAGCCACCUAGGACGCGGAGGUGCAACUGAAGUGAGUGAAAAGGAGGCCGUUGGUCCCUUACCCGCUGAAAUUUCCCCUGAGAUCCGAGGAGUCUUACUUCUGUUGUCCUUGUGUCCUCACCUCCCUAUCCAAGAUUUGGGGCCUGUUGGCCAUUCUCGGGUCGCCCUAGAACAGUGCCCUGUUCCCUCCCACCUCGCUCCUCAACCCCCCCGAUGACGUGGACUGGAAGAACAGAUAGCUACUUCAAUUUGCUCUCUUCCUGGCUCCCCAAGGGGGGUCAGACUUCUAAGCCGCCAAGUCCAUUUGUGUGCCUCCGACUCCGGAUUCCCAAGACAUUAUUUAACUCCCGUUUCCAAUGUUUGCACAAGAUCUUGGCAAGAUGCAGCUCAAGAACCGAACUGUGUCCACCAUCAUUAGCCAGGCUCUAAGAGUUUAAGCUAGAACAUUCCUUUCUUGGAAACAUCUACCCGUCCUCCAGCACCACAGUACUUGCCCAUUUGAAU